Annulohypoxylon truncatum is the source of this 1905-nucleotide messenger RNA. Its product is annotated as elastinolytic metallo proteinase Mep. Lineage: Eukaryota; Fungi; Ascomycota; Sordariomycetes; Xylariales; Hypoxylaceae. Bases 1 to 1905 code for a protein of 634 amino acids. Gene Ontology annotation, molecular function: zinc ion binding; metalloendopeptidase activity. The transcript is spliced from 7 exons. The record is from RefSeq and is a predicted model, not a curated record.
AUGAUGCGAUCUCUGCUAUUACUCGGCCUUCUCGGCGCGUCGUUGCCCGCGCACGCCCACCCCACGCAGCCCUACAAGGCUGGCCUCCGACGCCGGACGGUAGACCUCAACACGUACCGCCUUAAGGAGACGGCUGAGUACAGCAAUAAGGCCGCGACGAGCUCCAACAAAGCCGUGCGCCUUCUCAAGCGGGAUGCGUACGUCGACACCGCGACCGAGCUUGUCAAGAGCGUUGCCCCGGGCGCUACUUUCCGCCUAGUUGACGACCACUAUGUCGGCAACAACGGCAUUGCGCACGUCAACUUCAAACAGACCGCGCAUGGCUUGGACAUCGAUAACGCCGACUUCAACGUUAAUAUCGCCUCCGACGGUAGCGUUUUCUCAUAUGGCAACUCCUUCUUUACAGGCUCCAUUCCCGAAGAGAGCCCGCUGAACAAGCGGGAGUUCUCGGACCCUACCCAGGCUCUCACGGGAGCGACCAAGGUUCUCGAGCUGCCAGUGACCGGGGAAGCCUCCGCGGAAGCCGCCGAAGGAACCGAGACCUACACUCUCAAGGGGACUUCUGGCGCGCAGAAAGACCCUGAGGCUCGCCUGGUCUACUUUGUCAAGUCCGACGGUAACCUAGCCCUUACGUGGAGGGUAGAGACAGAUGUCCUCGACAACUGGCUAUUGUCGUAUGUUGACGCGAACACCAAUGAGGAGAUCCAUGGUGUGGUCGAUUAUGUUGCUGAGGCUACGUACCUCGUCUUCCCCUGGGGAGUGAAUGACCCUGACGUGGGCACUCGCUCGGUUGUAACGGACCCGUGGGACCUCCAGUCGUCCGAAUUCACUUGGCUGUCGGACGGAAAGACCAACUACACGACGACUCGCGGUAACAACGCUAUCGCGCAAACCAACCCCGACGGCGGCUCGGAUUACCUCAACAACUACCGCCCGUCUAGUACGUCUCUCAAGUUCGAGUACAACUGGGACGCAACUUUGACGCCGCCUUCGACCUACGCGGACGCUUCGGUCGCUCAGCUCUUCUAUACGGCGAACACGUACCAUGACCUGCUGUACGACCUCGGUUUCACGGAGGCCGCAGGCAACUUCGAGUCUAACAACAAUGGACAAGGUGGCCAGGGCAACGACUUCGUCAUUCUCAACUCCCAAGACGGCUCCGGUACCAACAAUGCCAACUUCGCCACGCCUCCGGAUGGACAGAACGGACGCAUGAGGAUGUACCUCUGGACCGAGUCAAACCCUCCAAGGGACUGUGCCUUCGAGGCUGGUGUGAUCAUCCACGAAUACACGCACGGAUUGUCUAACCGUCUGACCGGUGGCCCCGCAAACUCCAACUGCCUGAACGCGCUCGAGUCCGGCGGUAUGGGCGAGGGCUGGGGUGAUUUCUUCGCGACGGCCAUCCGCCUACAGCCUAGCGACACCCGGGAGACGGACUACAGCUUGGGCGCUUGGGUCUACAACGACCCCGCCGGCAUCCGAAACUACCUGUACUCGACCAGUCUUACCACAAACCCGUACCAGUACACGACCCUGAACACGUACAACGAGGUUCACGACAUUGGUGAAGUGUGGGCCACGAUCCUAUACGAAGUCAUGUGGAAUCUCAUCGACAAACACGGCAAGAACGACGGUCCCAAGCCCGAGUUCGAUAGCAACGGCGUCCCGACCGAUGGAAAAUACCUGGCUCUGAAGCUUGUCCUUGAUGCCAUGGCCAUCCAACCCUGCAACCCCAACUUCAUCCAGGGUCGCGAUGCCAUUAUCGACGCUGACGAGGCCUUGACGGGUGGCGAAAACGUCUGCGAGCUCUGGACUGCUUUUGCUAAGCGAGGUCUCGGCCAAGGUGCUGCAUACUCGAGCACCAGACGCACGGGAAGCAACACGAUUCCGAAUGGAGUCUGCUAG